GAAACUUCUCCUCCAUAACUAGCAUGCUCCCAUUUCCUUUCCUCUGCUAAAGAAAACCAGUGCUACACUCUUUCACAACAAAAUACGCUAAGUCCUUUUCUUUGAGAGAUUUCCACAAACACUUACAAGGCACCCAUUAGCAAUGAGCGCUGAUCAACCCCAGAGUUCAGAAACUGAGAGCAGCUCCAACUCGUCCGCUUCCGCAUCGCCUCCUUCCUCGCCUUCCUCACUCCAAACCCAAAACCCACAAAAACCCAGCUCGCCAAUUCACCAAGGAAUCGACACUCCCUGCAAAAAAAAUGCCAAACGGGUCAGAGACUCCAGCAAACACCCGGUUUAUCGGGGGGUCCGAAUGAGGAACUGGGGCAAAUGGGUAUCCGAAAUCCGCGAGCCUCGCAAGAAAUCGCGCAUUUGGCUCGGCACUUUUCCGACUCCUGAAAUGGCCGCCAGGGCCCACGACGUCGCCGCUUUGAGCAUCAAGGGCAACUCAGCGAUUCUCAACUUCCCAGAGUUCUCCGACUUGCUGCCUCGCCCGGUUUCAAACGCCCCCCGCGAUGUCCAGGCGGCCGCCAGCAAAGCCGCCGAAAUGCACCAAUUCGACUCCAUCCCGUCAAUGUCGGCGUCCCCCUCGUCGCUGUCCUCGCUGGUCUCGGCCAUAGACAACUUGUCGUCCGAGUCGGAGGAGCUGAGCGAGAUCGUCGAGUUGCCGAGUCUGAGUUGCGAGUCGACCGAGUUGAGAAGCGAGUUCGUGUUUGUGGACUCGGAGGACCAAUGGGUUUAUCCGCCGCCGUGGCUGCCGCGCGUUGGGGAGUUCGAAUGCAGUGAGUUGGGUUCGGCGAGUUCAGUUGGGUUUGAGUGUUUGUUAUGGGAUUAUAAUUAAGUAGCACAUCUUACCGCACUCGUACGUAAUUGACUCUUUUCAUUUUAUUAUUUAUUUAAAUAUAUUUGAAAAGAUAAUGAACUUACU
Messenger RNA from Malus domestica (apple), 967 nucleotides. Its product is annotated as dehydration-responsive element-binding protein 3-like. The record is from RefSeq and is marked provisional. Lineage: Eukaryota; Viridiplantae; Streptophyta; Magnoliopsida; Rosales; Rosaceae. Gene Ontology annotation, biological process: regulation of DNA-templated transcription. Gene Ontology annotation, molecular function: DNA-binding transcription factor activity; DNA binding.